Bursaphelenchus okinawaensis is the source of this 1580-nucleotide messenger RNA. Lineage: Eukaryota; Metazoa; Nematoda; Chromadorea; Rhabditida; Aphelenchoididae. The record is from the annotation of a GenBank genome assembly.
AUGGCGGAAUUCAUCGUUGGGAUUAAAUAUAAGUUGAAGCGCAAGAUUGGAAGCGGUUCAUUUGGAGAUAUCUAUCUUGGAAUUAAUAUCCAAAAUGGUGAAGAAGUGGCGGUCAAGCUGGAGUCCGUGAAGGUAUGAUUUGAUUAUUGUUUUAUGUUUAGGUACUACUUUACGUUUUUUGUCAAACCUUGUUUACAAAGCAAGGUUUUCGAUUGAAGAAGGUGGUAAUAAGUUCUUUGAAGUCUAUAAUUAGAUUUCAAACUUUUAAUAUACCUGUUUACGUUGUCAAUUUUAGGCCAGACACCCACAGCUGCUCUACGAAAGCAAGGUGUACAAGAUCCUUUCUGGUGGAGUUGGUGUACCUCACAUUAGAUUCUAUGGAGUGGAGCGAGACUACCAUUGUCUGGUCAUGGACUUGCUGGGCCCUUCUUUGGAAGACUUGUUCAACUUUUGUUCUCGUCGAUUCACCAUGAAGACCGUGUUGAUGUUGGCGGAUCAGAUGAUCGGAAGAAUCGAGUUCAUGCACGUCAAGAACUUCAUUCACCGUGACAUCAAGCCGGACAACUUCUUGAUGGGCAUCGGAAGACACUGCAACAAGCUCUUCAUCAUCGAUUUCGGUUUGGCUAAGAAGUACCGUGAUUCUCGUACUCGAUCACACAUUGCGUACAAGGACAACAAGAACUUGACUGGUACCGCUCGUUACGCGUCUGUCAAUGCUCAUAUGGGUAAGUUUUUGCCUUGUGUUAAUCUUUUUUGUUUUCACACAUUAACUAUGUUUAAGCAAUCUUAUUAUUAAAUGAUUAUCUUGUUUUUUGAUUUUAAAUGUAAGAUUUUAGGUAUUGAACAAAGUCGCAGAGAUGACAUGGAAUCUCUCGGUUAUGUGUUGAUGUACUUUAACAGAGGCAAUCUGCCAUGGCAAGGACUUAAGGCGGCUAACAAAAAGCAAAAGUACGAGAAGAUCAGUGAGAAGGUAGGUUAUGUUCACAUAUUGUCUUCCUAACGGUUUUUAUUUGAAAAAAAGUAAUUUUUUUUUGAUUUUUAGGUAAUAAUUUUUGACAUUUUAGAAAAUGACGACCCCGGUGGAAGUAUUAUGCAAAGGUUUCCCAUCUGAGUUCUCUAUGUAUUUGAACUACUGCAGAGGGCUUCGUUUCGAUGAGGCACCUGACUACAUGUACUUGCGACAACUCUUCAGAAUCUUAUUCCGCACGUUAAAUCAUCAGGUAUGUUAAUAUUUGUAAUCUAAUAACAUAACUAUUGUAGUUGUGGCUUUGUACUUACUUUUUUAUUUGUUUGAAAGUUUUUUAGUAUGUUUAAAAUUUGUCGUUUAACUUCAAUUUUAUCUGAAUUUUUUUAAUUUCUCAUUUAAUUUUGACAAUGACUGUAACAAUUUAUGAAAUUUAACCUAUAUAUUGUUCAAUAAAUAAUUGUUGUUUCAGUAUGACUACACAUUCGACUGGACCAUGUUGAAACAGAAAGCUUCGUUAAACCAGGUGUCGAACCAGCCUGCUGGCACUAACCCAAACACAUCAGCCAACGCGGACGUAGCUCCUCAGACAUCAAACUUCCAGCAAGCUAUCUAA